Messenger RNA from Mustela erminea (ermine), 1957 nucleotides. It is a transcript of the gene DEGS2, whose product is annotated as delta 4-desaturase, sphingolipid 2. Gene Ontology annotation, molecular function: sphingolipid delta-4 desaturase activity. The transcript has 3 exons. The record is from RefSeq and is a predicted model, not a curated record. NCBI's taxonomy places the organism in Eukaryota, Metazoa, Chordata, Mammalia, Carnivora, Mustelidae. Gene Ontology annotation, biological process: sphinganine metabolic process; ceramide biosynthetic process. Gene Ontology annotation, cellular component: membrane. The coding region runs from base 98 to 1069 and encodes 323 amino acids.
CCGAGCCGCACUCGGGUCCCCGCGGGCGCGGCAGGGCAGACAGGUGCAGCGGGGCCGAGUGGUGCGACGCGCUGCGAGCUGCGCUCCCGGCCGCAGCAUGGGCAACCGCGCGGGCCGCACCGACUUCGAGUGGGUCUACACCGACCAGCCGCACACGCAGCGCCGCAAAGAGAUGCUCGCCAAGUACCCGGCCAUCAAGGCCCUGAUGCGGCCGGACCCCCGCCUCAAGUGGACGGUGCUGGGGCUGGUACUGGUGCAGCUGUUGGCCUGCCGCCUGGUGCGGGGCCUGGCGUGGCGCUGGCUGUUCUUCUGGGCCUACGCCUUUGGCGGCUGCGUGAACCACUCGCUGACGCUGGCCAUCCACGAUCUGUCGCACAACGCGGCCUUCGGCUCGGGCCGCGCGGCGCACAACCGCUGGCUGGCCGUCUUCGCCAACCUGCCCGUGGGCGUGCCCUACGCCGCGUCCUUCAAGAAGUACCACGUGGACCACCACCGCUACCUGGGCGGCGACGGGCUGGACGUGGACGUGCCCACGCGCCUGGAGGGCUGGCUCUUCUGCACGCCGGCCCGCAAGCUGCUGUGGCUGGCGCUGCAGCCCUUCUUCUACUCGCUGCGGCCGCUGUGUGUGCACCCCAAGGCCGUGACCCGCAUGGAGGUGCUCAACGCCCUGGUGCAGCUGGCCGCCGACGCCGCCCUCUUCGCCCUGUGGGGGCUCAAGCCCGUGGUCUACCUGCUGGCCAGCUCCCUGCUGGGGCUCGGCCUGCACCCCAUCUCCGGCCACUUCGUGGCCGAGCACUACAUGUUCCUCAAGGGCCACGAGACCUACUCCUACUACGGGCCGCUCAACUGCAUCACCUUCAACGUGGGCUACCACGUGGAGCACCACGACUUCCCCAGCAUCCCGGGCUGCAACCUGCCCCUGGUGCGGAAGAUCGCCCCCGAGUACUACGACCACCUGCCGCAGCACCACUCGUGGGUGAAGGUGCUCUGGGAUUUUGUGUUCGAGGACUCCCUGGGGCCCUACGCCCGGGUGAAGCGGGUGUGCAAGCUGGCUGAGGACCGUCUGUGAGACCUGCUGGCGGCCGCCGCCCCGCACCCUCGCUCCCCUGCUGAGGACCUGACUUGCCCUGCCCUCCCCCCCCCCCAAGCCUGGCGCCCAGAACUGGUUUGGCUGCAUUUGGUUCCCACGCCCUGGCUGUGCUCUGUGUCCCAGAGCCCGAGACCACGUCUGGCCACAGCGGGCACAGACUGCAGCCUGGGGAGCUCCCCACCCCCGGCCAGGCCCCCACUCUGGGCCUCAGGGAGAGCGGCCUGGCCCUGCCCUGGGUGCUCCGGGCCGUGGUCUCUCUGGGGCCGCUUUCUCGGGGGUUUCCGGGCCCCACAUUGAUUCAGUGUUGGUUUCCACACCCGCACAUGUGCGUCCCAGCAGCGGGCAAGGGCCCAGCCUGGCCUCAGAAGGGACCGGCCCGGCCCGGCCCAGCCCAGCCCAGCAGGCCACCUUCCCCACCAGCCCAGGUUACAGUCCCUCUGUUCCCCCCACUCUGUGUGCUUAGGCAACAUCCUUGGUGGGGGUGGGGGGUGGUCCCUUGCCGGCUGGCCCCUGCACGCCCUGGGGUGUCCGUCGUCCUCUGUGUCUUCGUAGACUUGUCAAGUGCCGGGUCCCAAGUCCCAGGGGCUCUGAAGCCCUCGUGUGCAGCUUUCCCUGCUCUCCAGCCUGAGUGCUAAGGCCGCCGUCACCUCUCAGCCAUGCCCCUGCCCCCACUCCACCGAGGUCUUGGCCUGAGGGGAGCCCUCUCUGAGCCCCCGAGGGUGGUCUCUCCCUGACCAGCUUCCCCAGAAGAGCUGGCUAGGAGCGGGUGCCGCAGGCUGGAUGGACGGAGGGUGGCCGGGUGGCCGGACAGACGGGACUGGCAGAGGGACCUGCAGCUCCGGGGGCAGUGGGCUGAUGUCCUUGGUA